This is a messenger RNA of Cygnus olor (mute swan), 8850 nucleotides long. It is a transcript of the gene SLC10A7, whose product is annotated as solute carrier family 10 member 7. The record is from RefSeq and is a predicted model, not a curated record. The transcript has 11 exons. Gene Ontology annotation, cellular component: plasma membrane. Lineage: Eukaryota; Metazoa; Chordata; Aves; Anseriformes; Anatidae. The coding region runs from base 103 to 966 and encodes 287 amino acids.
CGUGGCGGCGGGCGGGCGGGCAGGCAGCCGGCACCCCGCCCCGCCCUGCCCGGCCCGGCCCGGCUCUGCCCUGCCCAGCCGGGCGGCGGCGGCAGCGGCGCCAUGGGGCUGCUGGAGCGGCUGCGGAAGGACUGGUUCAUCGUGGGCAUAGUGCUCGUCAUCGCCGUGGCGAGGCUGGAGCCCGCCGUCGGCGUUAAAGGGGGACCCUUGAAACCAGAAAUUACCAUAACUUACAUUGCUGUUUCAGCUAUAUUCUUUAACAGUGGACUCUCAUUAAAAACUGAGGAGCUGACAAGUGCUUUGAUGCACGUGAAACUACACCUUUUUGUCCAGAUUUUUACACUUGCGUUCUUCCCAACAGCAAUAUGGCUCUUUCUUCAGCUAUUAUCAAUCACACCUAUAAAUGAAUGGCUUUUAAAAGGCUUGCAGACUGUAGGCUGCAUGCCACCUCCUGUGUCUUCUGCAGUAAUUUUAACCAAAGCUGUUGGUGGAAAUGAGGCAGCUGCUAUAUUUAAUUCUGCUUUUGGAAGUUUUUUGGGCAUUGUUGUAACUCCACUUCUGCUUCUGCUUUUUCUUGGAUCAUCCUCCUCUGUGCCUUUUACAUCUAUAUUCUCGCAGCUGUUUAUGACUGUUGUAGUCCCCCUUAUUAUUGGACAGAUUGUCCGAAGAUACAUCAGGGACUGGCUUGAAAGGAAGAAGCCUCCAUUUGGCGCUAUCAGCAGCUGUGUGCUCCUGAUGAUCAUCUACACCACAUUCUGUGAUACUUUUGCCAAUCCAAAUAUCGACCUUGACAAAUUUAGCUUGAUCGUAAUAGUGUUCAUAAUAUUUUCUGUUCAGAUGAGCUUCAUGUUUUUGACCUUCCUCUUCUCUACAAGGAAUGACUCUGGUUUCACACCGGCAGAUACAGUGGCUAUCAUUUUCUGUUCCACACACAAAUCCCUCACCCUGGAUGAAGUGACUAUUUGACCUUUAAUUAUGAGCCUUGCUAUUGAAAAUGACAUUGAGCUAUGGCUUCACAUAAUCCAUCUGGAAAGCCCGACAUGAUGCCAUUCCCUGGAGUUCAUUCAGUGAGAAGAGAAGAGGCCUCAAGGAAGUGCAAAGCUAUCAGUGUGGCUCAUCUAAACAAUACUGCAGAGCUGUUGCUUGGACUUACAUGAAAGUUGCAGCCAAGUACGGAACAUUAUUUUAUCUUUGGCAGAGUUGGCAGAGUGAAUUACUAGCCAGAAGUUACAACUCCAAAAUAAAAAAUUAGGAUAGUCAAAAAAUAUUUUUAAUUUACUUUGUGAUACUUUUAAUUUACUCUGUGAAUUUAUUUUAUGAAUAGAAAAUGGAGUAGUGGUACUUAUUUGGCUCUCACAAGUGCAAAUGUCUGGAAUGCAGGUAUGAUGAACCGCAGAUUAGUUUAAAAAAAACAACUUAUAAUGAAAUCAGGGUAUUUUGUGAUGCAUAGUGCAUUUUUCCUCAUUUGUAUUUAACAAUGUUGCUGUUCUUUCAUUGUGGAAUUCUUAAGGUAAUGCAAUCAAAGUUUCUAGGGUACAAAGUACUUCCAGGAAAGAAUAAUUUUCAAAAGAAAAGACAAAGCCCUUUGUAUUGUUUUAAUUUCAUUCAAAUUUAUUUUUUUGAAAUACUCAGCUACUUACUCUGUGAGUACAGAAUUGAUAGUCUGUCCUUGAACAAUUUUUAAAAGCACUGUGUAAUGCACAAGUGGAUUCACAGACAGCUCAAUUGUCUGUGAGCAGAUCAUCUAGGCUAUGGAUUAAUCAGCCCAUGCUUUCCCUCAAGUUCCCCAGCUGCACAAUGUGACAGUGCAUCGUGCUCACAUAUAGCUCCAAUCUGCUCACAGCUAUCUAGAGUUUGCUCAUGUUUUCUACAGAUCUCUUUACAAGUUUUUCAGAGGUAAGUAAUUAUAUUUGCACACCCUAAGCCACUGCUGUUUAAUAUUAGUUGUGUUCUUGCUUCAUCUGGUUGUUCCUGUACCCAAAGUCUGUGAAAUGCUGCACUAAUCAAAAGCAGGCUCUUAUUUUGUGGUGAUAAUCACCUUUUCCUUUAGACAGAAAAAUGGCAAACUGUUCUAACUUGUGUUAAAAUAAAACAUAGAUCACUUUGAUUUUAACAAGGAGGCCUCAAUUAAUAAUUCUGUGAUAGAAGGUAAGAUUGCAAAGUCAGAUGCAUUGCCCUAAGUGAAUAUUCAAGCCAAACUCUGUGGUUGCUUUUCUCUGCUCCUGGCAGAGAAUUGUCCUCUAAGGUGGUUAUUCACCAAGGGACGAACUGUGACUAGCAGUGAAUGUGUGAAUAAUUCCAUAAAGAUGUAAAAAAUAAUCCUGGUGAAUUGCUCUCUAAAAGUUUUCAAGAGUAAGAUUUGUGAUAGUAUUUUCUACUUUCAAAAUUUUCCUGUGAAUGUUGAACAAGAGGCAUUACUGCUGGUAUCCUGUCAUACUUCCUGGUGUUACUAGUGAUUGAAUUUGCAGAUAUUCUUAUCUGUUCCAGACUUUUAAUCUCAUUUCCUACCCAGCUGUUAGAGUGAUGUAAAUGAAAAUGAUCUGGCUACUACUCUGACUGGAAUAGGUGGGGUGUUGACCCUCAGAGAAGAAGGGAAGCCAAUGGGAGAAAUGUGAUAGAAAGAGUGUGUCAUGUGAAUACCAUGUCUGGGCUACGUAUCCCUCACUUCUUCCAGAGGGUUAGGAACAGAAGGGCCCUCUUGAUCCCAUGCCUGCUUCUGAGAUCCCAGGCGAUUUAGUUGCUGCUAAAACCUUUCACCAGUUUUGUUAGCAUGAUUCUUUGGGUCAAACUGAAAAGUUUUUCUCAUCUCUUCAGUUUUCACACAGCAAUUGCUUGGAAGAAGCAACAAGUCAUUGGUUGGGCUUUUUCCUCUUCUCUAUAGUUCACCAUCUCUUUUUUCUCUGUCUCUGGAAAAUAAGAACUGAGGGUUUCAUAUUACAUGAGAUGAUAGGGGGGUGAGCAGAAGCACCCAAAUCUACUAGACUUCUCUCCUGUCCGCAUCUUUCUUUGUAGCCUAACUUGAGGGCAGCUGGAUUAUCUUUCCUAGCUCAUUAGUUUUGUAGAAGCAAUGUUUAGUUCUUACCAAACGAUAUUAUCAAACAGGUCAUUAUCAUGUAAUCGGCAUGGCUUUUUUCUCAGCAGACCCCUAAGGAAGCCUGGGGAAUGCUGUUAUUUCCAGUAUGGCUGCCAGAUCAGAAUACUAGCAAAACCAAAUUUAGGUUCGAGGCAAAGAUUUAUGUAAUUGGAAUAGUAUUUAUGUUUCCUGCUUGCACAGACUGCCUAAUGCACCCAAGGUGACAUGUCAUUUUGCUGUAUGUGCAAACAUUUCUCUAAUACUAAGCCCACCACUUGCUUUAAGGAGACUCUCUGUGAGAAGUCAAACUGACAGUUUUGAGUAGGCUGUGGUCACUGGGAUAGUAUGCAUCGGAGCAUAUCUUUUAUUUCUCCUUGCUACUCACAUAUGUAGCUGGGCAAGUACCACUGCUCGUCUCCUUCAUACCAGGACAUCCCAAUGGGCUGUACUUUCAGGAAGGAAAUGCCCUGGCAGGCCAACACCAAAGCAAGAAAUGGUUUAUUUCAAUGAGUUCUAGUGGCUCUCAGACACAGGGUACCUGAUUCUCCGUUGCUUUUUUAUCACAAGAUUUGCAAUGUAGCAUAUCUAAUAUAUUGCAGUUUACUCAAUGUUGACUUCUUUGUGAUUCCAGAAGGGAAAUACUGGAGGAAAUUAGGGAAUCUCUUUUCCUUUCUGACCUGAAACGUAUGUUUCUUUCAUUAGACUUUGAAUGUGGCUAGAAAUUCUGCACCAGCUCCCAGGGCUUCCUUUUCAUCUGUAUACUCUGCCAGUAGUAGGUUUUUUAUUAAUAUUUAGAAAGUUUGCCUCCAGCAGUACUAAAAUGUGCAUCAGAGGACAACAGUUGUUUACUGUGUUUGAACUGAAGAAUCUCACCCAGGAGAUCUCAUUCACUUGAAGUUUACAUCUCUCAAUCUCGACUUACAGAAAGAGAUCGAUGAAUAACAAUUGUCAUUUCAGAGUUGCACCUCUCCAAUUAUUUAUUUGGUUGUGUGUCUUCCCAGAUGUACACAUAAUUGGAUCAGACACUAAAAACCAGAUUGCAGGUUUUUAAUGACAGCAAGCUCGUACCUCUUUAUAAUAAAAAAACAAAAAAAAUAAACACGUAUCCAUCUGUAAAAUGAUAAUGACACAAGAGCCCUCCUAACCCUCCCUCCCCACCAAAAACAGUUAAAGUUAAUUUAUCUGCUUUAAGAAACAACAUUAUACUCAGCAGACAGCUGACAGGUUACCCUCGGGAAGAUCCACGUUUGGACAUGACUCAAGAAUUUUUUUUACUUCAAUCUGGCAGAGGCUACAAGUGUCACCCAUGCUAAAACUGUGAGUAUUGAAGAUGAUGUUGAGUCUCCCUGAGAGAGUUGCAUCUACAUUUGCUGCUCUCAGUGCACCUUCUGGCAGCCAGUCUGAGCUGCUGACUCCAGACACUUCUGAAAGAGUGGGUGCAAAGACAUAAAAAAAAAAACAACACCAACAACAGCAACAAAAAUUAGAAAUCCUACAGUUCAUGGAAUUUCAGAAUUUUAGGAUGUGAAAUAGUAUCCCUUAGUAUUUCUAGGUAGUGUGCUGUUUUCUCAAAAUGCCUUCCCAAAUGACUGGAACAUUAAAGCUUUUCUGGCCUCAUAGCUCUUUUUCUUGGACUCAGAAAUCAGGUAAAGAGAUGAUUGAAGGAAAAAUAUGCUAGUAUUCCUAACAUUAUUUUUUUUUCUUUGUGAAAAGAAUAUUUUUUCAUUUUAUCAUUUAUAAUGAAUUUGUGGUAUCGUGUUUUCCUUUGCGUCAAAGCUUCAGGAGAAAAUGACUUAAAAAAAAAAAUCUAAUUAGAAGAUAUGACGCAGUUUGGGAUAUAAUCCUUUCCUUCUUGUGUUUACAAAAAUAACAGGUGUGACUAUAAAAUAAAAUUAUACUUUUAAAUAUAUAUAUGUAAAUAAAUCCACAUAAUCAAGACUUUAAUGCUGAGAGAGAUGUUGGCCUCAGCUGCAUGUGGAAGGGGCAGUAAUGUUGAAGGAAAUAAACAAAUCAAAUAUCAGCUUAUGUUUUUAGGAAAUUUGUCAGUCUGGUUGUCCAGAAUUCCUUUCAUUAGUGGAUCUAACAUAUUAAACCUCCAAAAAGUAUUAAAUACAAGAAUUGUAGAGAAGGGAAGGAAGUGUUUAAAUUCUAUUUAUUUAAACUUCAUAGCUUAGAUAUUAAUAGUGAAUUACAAGGAAGAUUUUACCCUAUGCCUUGAAUAUAUUAUGUGUGUGAAGAAUGAAUUACCUCCAAGCAAUAAAAAGCACUGAAGUGUUAUGGUCAGCUUACAACAUUGCUAUGCCUGCGUUGUGGUCCCAAAUUAAGGAUGUCGCAUCUAAAAUAUGACUCAUGAUGGUUCAAUUCAUUCUUGUAUUCCCUGUUAACUAAUUAUUACUACCAUGUUGUCAGGCAGGUGGAGGAGGUGUUCUAGAGUCUGAGGCACUAGUCUUCAGUUGUUGGUGUUAAAUGUUUCAUUGUUGGCAGCUGGUAAGAUUGCCUGUGUUGUUCACUAAACAUCACCUCCAAUCUGAACACAUGCAUUGAAAACCCAGAAAUAGACAAACUGUACUUUCUUCCUCUUCCAUCUUUUACAUUAAUUUACUUAAAAAUUUGAUAGUAUCACAAUGUCUAGUUUUCUAGUAACUACUUAGAUUUCACUUAAAAUUGCUGAUUUAUGAUGAGUAUAGAGAGCCAGUUACCUGAAGAACAGGAAUUACUAAAAGCAUUCAAAGCAUACUAGGUUGUUUUUUUCUUAGUUAUGACAAAAAAAAAUCCUUAUUAUUACUUACUUCCUUUCCUUCUCCUUCUUUAUUUGAAUAUUAGACCAGCAAAGUCUCUUACAACAUAGUGUGGGUCUCAGUGAAAUUCUUGCACUCUUAUGGUAAUUGUAUGGACCACACUGUGUGAUCACAUCAGUCUGAUUCAGUACAGAGCCUUCUCAAUAUUUCUAGGCCUCUGAAAGAGGUAAGUCACCUAGUGUAGUGCAAGGGCCUGUUGAACGUUAUGGUAAAUCAGUUCUUUCCCAAGGAUGGGGAUGAAAGUGAAAAUGUUUGAUGAUUAGGGUCCAUGCAGAUCUCCAACUUAACCAGGACAGCUCACUCACCUUUUUGCAGUUUUCCCCUGCAGCCAUUCCAGACUCCUUUAAUCUCUCAUCCAGUCCCUUGUAAAACCUCCUGAUUAGAUGUUUGUUUUUACCACUUCAUGAGUCUCUUUUUUUUGCUUUUCAUACACUUAUUACUGAGCUGAAAUAUGAAAACAUUAUCUUUCCCCACCCCGACAAUAUUUUAAGCCCAUGUCUUUGUACAGCACGUAUACUUGUGUGGGCAGAAAGGCAAGGGGUAGUAGUCUCAAUUGCUACAAACACUGCAGGUCCUUCCCAAUCAGUCACUGAGUGUCAUAUCACCUGGAGGCAGUUGUGGUUGUGUUGAUGGAUGAUUUCCUUAUCCCUACCAGUAAAAGUUAGAUUUCUAUGGUAACACUAGGUUUUGUCACCGAAGUGUGAUUGAACCAAAAAUGCCACAAACCGUUGUGCAGGCCUGUCUAGCCACUGUGAAUGUAGUCUUACCUUGAUAUGGUUAUUUCCUUUUGGACAAGAGAGUAGUUAAUGCCAUCUGUUACUUCUCUCAACCUUGAUGCCCCUGCAGGGUACAAAUUGACUUUAAGGUCUACGAUCUCUUGAUUAGGACUGAGAACAACAACAAAAAAAAUCCUAGAGUUACAGGUGGAGAUUGGCUGGAAAAGGAUGACCAAAUUCUACUCUGAGGAAGUUUUUGUCUGGGGAAGAGCUUGGCUGACUGUUUUAGGACAAGCUUGCAGUAAUCUAUUCUCCUUCCAGUUUAAUGUGAAUUCAUAUUACAUUGGAAGGUGCUUUCUUCAGCUGAAAGUGGUUGUACUCAGUAGUGAGCGAGUAUUUGUACUGUUACUGGUAGUCAGAUAUCAUUCAGCUAUUCCCAUAACUGAAAGAAACUGGUCCUGAGGGAAGAGCAUUUAACUUGAGUUCAGUGCAUAUUUAGGUGAGGGUAAAGAAUCCUUAACUGGUUAUUUUGUCAAAAGCACCAUGAUAUCAGUAUGUCAUAGCAGAGUCUUAACAAGGGCAAUAAACAACUUCUAUCCCUGGGUAGCCUUCACUGAGGAAAGACACAGUAUAUGAACUUCUGCCUCCUCAAAACUAACCAUUGCAAUCUGAUUUGCCCUGAAAAAAAAGCAGGGAAAUCCUUAAGAAAGUUUGCAAACCAGAGAUUAGCAGUAUGUUGCCACUCUGGCAGCUGUCUGCAUGAGCAACCUUUCUCUAAUCCUGUGUACUGGAUUUUUCCAGAUCUCACCACCCUUUCCUACCAUGCAGUCACUGGACUGCAUGUGAUGCUAUUCUGAAAUUCAGCAGUAAAAUUUCAGGUGCUCAUUCGGCACUGUCUUUGCAGAGAGAAACUCAGAAACCCCCUGUUUUGGCAGUUUAGGAGGGGUUUAAUGCAAUAUAUGCCUCCCUUUGCGGGCUUCUCAGUUUAAAAAAAUGAAAAGCUUUUUGGCCUACUGAUGUUCCCUUCACAUCAACCCCUGAGAGGAUUCUUCAGAAAGACAGCAUAGCAUAGAGAGUGUCAGAGAAGCCACCAUUCAUACACCUGUUUCAUUUUGUAUAUUGCAGUUGAAGAUUAUGGCAAUUGAGAAUUCUGAAAUGUAUAGAUGGGAGAAAAGGGAACUGAAAGUGCACAGGUUAAGGAUUUUCUUCUGAGUAUUUCCACUGCCUCUCUCUAACAGUUGUUUGACGCUCUGAUUCCUUGUGAUUUCAUAGCCUUAAUGAUGACCUCUUUGUUUUGUACCAAAAUCUCUUUUCCACAGAAGAAAUGCUGGAGCAUUUUGUGAUUUGGAAUUUGUUUCAGUAAUGUAAGCAAUAAAGUUUUAGGAUAAAUUGUUUGUUAUAAAGACAUUUAAGGGGAAAAACCUAUACAGUGAAGUAUCUAAGUAGAGCAUCUAGCAAUAAUUCUGCUUUGGGUGUGAGAGAUAAUGGCCUAUGUUUCAGUGGUAAUAAAAAUGUUCUAUUAAGUUCUCUGAAUCCAUCGCAAUGUGAUAGAAAACAGCAAAUGAUGAAACACUGCUUUGAGGGGAGCUUACACAUCCAGUGAGCAUAAAAUAAACAUAUUAAAAUAAUAAAAAAAAAAAAACUGGUUUCCAGUACUUAUUGUUUUAUCACUUCCAUCAUGGGUAUAGGAUAAAAGAAAACUCUUACUUGCUUGUUAGAAGAAGAAAGCUCUUACUUGAAGUUCUUACUUGGCAGAUGUCAGUUGAAAGCUCUGCUAUGGAAUAUGCUGCAACGUCAAACUCUGUUGGGUAAUUUUAGACAAAUGUGUCAUGUGUGACAUGGAAAUAUGGCAUGCUGUACAUUAGUGAUUUCCCAAGUGUUUGGAUCAGGUAGUAAUGUGCUGAGAAAGUGCUCUUUAUCUCUCCGCGCUGUGUACUUGUAUAGCAGUGGGGAAAGGCUUUUGGUAGAAAUUACUUUAGUCAGAAAAAGAAUCCAUUUACAAUAUGUGCCUUCUAACAUCCUUCAGACAAUGCAUUGUAUUAAAGAGGCAUUUUUUGAUUAAUGUUUUAUAAACAUUUUUCAGCAUGACAGCUUAAAGUCCCUGUAAAAUUGUAAAUGCGUGCAUAGUGCUCACUUCCAUAAAGUCAAAUGCCAUCUCAUAAAGUCUGGUUGGAUCCUGUCAGUGACAGUGACACAGAAUCAGUACCUUAGAGCAUUAAAAUUAAUUUGCUUCAUUUAUAUUACUGCCAUGAUAGCUAGAUGA